CCUACAAAUCCCCGUUGUCCGGGCGGCCGGGAGGUAGCGGAUCCUGAGCCGUGGGAUGGAGGCGGCGGUGGGACAGCAGCGCUCUCUGCUCAGAGCCCUGGCCAGGCCCCGGCCCCAGGAGCGCCCCGGCUGCCCCCCGGACCCCUCCGCGAAGGCCGAGGCGCGGGUGCUGGUCAUCAACACGGGAGGCACCAUCGGCAUGGUGCAGGAUGUCAAGGGGCUUGCUCCAGAGGCCAAUAAAUUAGUAAACAGCUUGAAAGCAAUGCCGAUGCUGCACGAUGAGGCGUAUGCCCGGGAAACAAAACUGAGCGACUCCCAUGAAUUCCCAGAGAAUACGUUGGUGCUCCCUCUCUCUAAGCAAAACAAGAGAAUUUUUUACACAAUCCUUGAGCUCUCGCCACUGCUUGAUUCUUCCAACAUGACACCAGAGGACUGGGCCAAAAUUGCAAAGAAACUUGAGGAGCACUAUGAGAAAUACGAUGGUUUUGUGAUCCUGCAUGGUACUGAUACUAUGGCCUACACAGCUUCAGCCCUGUCCUUUAUGUGUGAGAACCUGGGAAAAACAAUUGUUCUGACAGGAUCUCAGGUGCCCAUUUAUGAGCUGCAGAAUGACGGCCGCGACAACCUUCUGGGGGCACUGCUGAUGGCUGGGCAAUUUGUGAUUCCUGAGGUGUGCCUGUAUUUUUAUAAUAAACUGUACAGGGGAAAUAGGGUGACUAAGGUGGAUGCUGGGAGUUUCAAUGCCUUUUCCUCACCUAACCUGCCUCCACUUGCAAAUGCUGAGGUUGAUAUUACAAUAAACUGGGAAACGGUUUGGAGACCCAAUACCAAAAAGAAAUUUCGAGUUCACACCAAUAUGAACAGCAAUGUUGCACUUCUGCGGAUCUUCCCAGGAAUCACUGCUGCUGCUGUAAAAGCAUUUCUUCAGCCUCCGAUUGAGGGCAUAGUACUGGAAACUUAUGGAAGUGGCAAUGCCCCAGACAAGAGAGAAGAUUUGCUGGAAGAACUGAGGAAAGCAGCUGAACGUCAAGUGGUGAUUCUGAACUGCACCCAGUGCUUGCGUGGGGCUGUUAAAACAGUCUAUGCAACAGGGCAGAUUCUUGCUGAUGUUGGAGUAAUUCCUGGUGGUGAUAUGACACCAGAGGCAGCCCUAACUAAACUGUCUUACACGCUCAGCAAGAGAAAGCUUAGCUGGGAGGAGAAGAAGCAGAUGCUGAGUGAGAAUCUAAGAGGAGAAAUGACUGUUGUACCCACAGGAGCCAAGAUCUCUUUGAGAGAUAGCAAGUUUAUUCAAGUGAUUGCCAAAUCUCUAAGUAUCAGCAGCAAGGAGGAGUUGGAAGCCGUACGAGAUGCAUUAGUUCCACCUUUGGCUUGUGCUGCAGCUAAACUGGGUGACGUAGAUGCACUAAGAGCCAUAGCAGAAAUGGGUGGAAAUCUGAGCUGUGGAGACUACGAUGGCCGAACUCCACUCCACAUUGCAGCCUCUGAAGGGCAUUUGCCCUUAGUCGAGUAUUUGUUGACGUCUGGCGCGACUGUUUAUGCCAGAGACAGAUAUGGAUCUACCCCACUGAUGAAUGCGAUCAAGUUCAGGCAUAUACCAGUGAUUAACUUGUUACGAGAAACAGGAGCACACCUUUCAAGCCAUGACUUGGAGGAUGUUGGAACAAUACUCUGCAGCCUUGCGGCUAAAGGUGAUAUGGAUGGGCUGUAUGCCUGGUACCUGGCUGGUGCAGACCUGGAGCAAACUGGUUAUGAUGGCAGGAAUCCCCUACAAGUAGCAGAGGCUACAGGACAGAAGGAGGUUCUUGACUUCCUUAGACAAAAACAAUAAGAAAGGGGCUGUGGAAGAUGGUCAUUCCUCAUCAGGAAUACCAGCUUGAAGCAUUAAUGAUGUUAAGCCAUUAUGGGAGGAAAAGAGGAAAUGAACAAUGGUAACGCUGCUUGAGGCAUACAGGAAAGCUACAGCUUAGAAAAAUUCUUUAUUUAGGAUUGCACUGAUUAUCUAAAAAUAAUUUGCUGCCUUUAUUUUUUAAUCACUUUUCUGGAAAGGAUUUUUUUUAGGCAAGUGAGGUUGGAAUGCAUGGCUGUUCCUGUUACAAGUUCUGAUUUUAAAGAGGCCUUUUGAAUGUUCUUACGUUAAACCUCUGAGGACAGUAUUGCAGGCAUAGCAAAUGGAAAUACUGUGGUGAAUUCAUACCAAGGAAAAACAGUGGAUUGUGCAUUUCUGGGUUUCAACUAAUAAAAUCUCUGAGGAACAAUGUUGA
Molecule: messenger RNA, 2264 nt
Organism: Parus major (Great Tit)
Lineage: Eukaryota; Metazoa; Chordata; Aves; Passeriformes; Paridae
Gene: ASPG
Product: asparaginase
Exons: 16
Coding region: 56-1831 (591 amino acids)
Biological process (GO): amino acid metabolic process
Molecular function (GO): protein binding; asparaginase activity
Source: RefSeq, a predicted model, not a curated record